GCCGAGUCCAUGCCGCGCAUCACGCUCGCCAUGCAAGGCGGCGCCUGCCUCGCCGCGGGCGCCGCCAGCGGCGCCGACGCGCCCGGCGCGGUCGUGGCGGCCGUGUGCCUGUCGCUGUUGGCCGCAGAGCUCUCUCAGCCCUGCGUAGGCGGCCAUGGUGGCAGCACUCUUUACGAUGGCGAUGACGGGUCCAGUGGCGGCCUGCUCCUGGCCGGCUCGAUCGACACGUAUCACGGCUGCUGCGGCGGCGCGGGCGGCAGCAGCUGCUACGGGGGCGGCGGCUGCGGGGACGGCGGCAGCUGCGGGGACGGCGGUGAUGGGGGUGGCGGGUGCGGUGGGGGUUGCGGCGGGUGA
Messenger RNA from Monoraphidium neglectum, 354 nucleotides. RefSeq lists its product as hypothetical. NCBI's taxonomy places the organism in Eukaryota, Viridiplantae, Chlorophyta, Chlorophyceae, Sphaeropleales, Selenastraceae. The transcript has a single exon. The record is from RefSeq and is a predicted model, not a curated record. The annotation marks the transcript as partial.